Molecule: messenger RNA, 617 nt
Organism: Ipomoea triloba (trilobed morning glory)
Lineage: Eukaryota; Viridiplantae; Streptophyta; Magnoliopsida; Solanales; Convolvulaceae
Product: polyadenylate-binding protein 3-like
Exons: 5
Coding region: 1-525 (174 amino acids)
Molecular function (GO): RNA binding
Source: RefSeq, a predicted model, not a curated record
AUGAGGAAACGGUUGCAGCAGAAAGCGGCGGACAUUCGUGAAAUGCAGGCUAGAUUAUUUGGAGAUGACGUCAUGGGUACUUCUCAAGAUCCUGAUAAAGCAGGUGAUACCCAGAUGGGCAAUUCCAAAGGUGGCGUUGAGGAAGUUGAACCGCUCUCUGUAUUUGUUGGAAAUGUUGACUAUGCAUGCACAGUUGAUGAAGUGCACCAACAUUUCGAGAGAUGUGGAACUGUAAACCGAGUCACCAUCCUGAGUGACAAGUAUGGGCAGCCCAAGGGUUUUGCAUAUGUGGAGUUUGUCGAUGAAGAAGCUGUUGACGAGGCUCUGCGCCUAAAUGAAUCUGAACUGCAUGGCCGCAAACUCAAGGUUAUGCGUAAGAGGAAAAACGUGCCUGGAAUGAAACAACGUCGUCCAAGGCACUUUAAUCCCUAUGUGGCGUAUGGGUAUGAGCCUAGCGUCCCACCUUACUUCUACUCUCCUUAUGGGGUAUAUGGCCAUUUUCCAAGGUUUCGGAAGCCACAGUGAUGGAGAAUAGCGGCGGCGGGUGCAAGUAUGUAGUGAAACCAAACCAGGCCAGCAGCUAAGCUAGCACCACCAAUAUAUGUAGUUACGUUGUU